Lates calcarifer (barramundi perch) is the source of this 1646-nucleotide messenger RNA. RefSeq names its product alkB homolog 4, lysine demthylase (gene alkbh4). Gene Ontology annotation, cellular component: midbody; contractile ring. Gene Ontology annotation, molecular function: oxidoreductase activity; actin binding; demethylase activity. The transcript is spliced from 3 exons. The record is from RefSeq and is a predicted model, not a curated record. Bases 45 to 872 code for a protein of 275 amino acids. NCBI's taxonomy places the organism in Eukaryota, Metazoa, Chordata, Actinopteri, Centropomidae. Gene Ontology annotation, biological process: protein demethylation; actomyosin structure organization; oxidative demethylation.
CAGGUCAGCCAACUAUUCACACCAGAAGAAGAAGAAGGACAAGGAUGAUGGCUCCUGAUAACAGUGACGGUGUCGCCUCAUGUGCUUGUAAAGGCAUUCGGCGGUGUCUCAUAUGUGAACAGUUUAAAGGAAAAGGACAUUCUGAGGAGAGCGGACCUAAGGUUGUGCAUCAUUUCCUCUACAAUCCUGAAACAAGGGUUGCCAUUUGCAAAGAUGCCAAGGCUGCAUCCUUCCCCUUUCCUGGUGUCUUCCUGUGGGAGAACUUUAUAUCAGAAGAGGAGGAGAAGGCGCUGAUAAGCACUAUGGACCAGGAUGUGUGGAAUCAGUCCCAGUCUGGUCGAAGGAAACAGGAUUUUGGUCCAAAAGUGAACUUCAAGAAAAGGAAGGUGCGUGUGGGCGGCUUCAGUGGACUCCCUGCUUUAAGCCAAAAACUAGUGCUCAGGAUGCUGCAAGAGCCAAGUCUAGCAGGCUUCCAACCAGUGGAGCAGUGCAAUCUGGAUUACCAUCCUCAGCGAGGCUCUGCCAUCGAUCCACACCUGGAUGACUCCUGGCUGUGGGGGGAGCGCCUGGUCACCAUCAACAUGUUAUCAGACACUACACUCACCAUGUCGCUCGAACAGGGUGCGCCUGAGUUGGGACUAGCAGAGGAAGUCCGCGUAGCUGUGCGUCUUCCUCGCAGAUCUUUAAUUGUGUUAUAUGGCGAGGCGAGGCAUAGAUGGAAACAUGCCAUUCACAGGGAGGAUGUUCACGAGCGCAGAGUUUGCAGCACGUACAGAGAGCUGUCUGCAGAGUUCUUACCUGGAGGGCAGCAGGCAGAGCUGGGAGCUCAGCUGUUGAACAUUGCUUUGAGCUUUCAAGGAACUCCAAUAUAAACUAAUCUAGAGUUUGGAGUCUAAAGAGCUCAACCAUGUCUUGAACUGUUUCUUGUUUUAGGAGUGCCACCUUAAACAGAAUGAAGAUGUGUCCUCCAGAGAUCUGAAGGCUUGUAGCUUAAUCUCUGCCUCCUCUACAAAUCAGAUGUUCUUCAGAGGAUACACAGUCACUGCUCCAAAAUUGUCCAGUUGACAGUGCACAGUGGGUUUUGGAAUAUGCAAGACUGCAGAGGAUACAGUGGCUCUGUCCUCAAAAUGAGGGCAUAAGGAGAAAGCACAUCUUUACAGCAGAGUGUAGCCAUUGUCUUGAAUCUUGGACUAAGAGGUGGACAGUGAUAUGGGUCCCACUUUGGUCAAACCACAGUGAGCCCCAUUUACAUUGCUGACUCCUGUAGUGUCGAUUCUCAUGCCACCACUAGAUGGUAUCAGAGUAACAGAUUUUCAAAUCCCUAAAUACAGGAACUUUGAAUUGUUUUAUCAGGUUGCGAAAGACUCUACAUCCUCUGUAAACAGCAGGAUGACAAAAAAAUUAAAAAUGCUGCCAGAUUUUACUAGCUAUCAGUCUUUUAUACAAAUCUGUAAUGCAUUGAAAUGGAAUUAAAAUGAAAACUUUCAAAGCCACAAAAGUGAAUCAAAACAAGUUGUGCCACCUGAAACUACUACUAUUUAAUUAUUACCGUUUGCAAGUCAUAGAUCUGAAGGCCUGUUUGUCUUUUUUGUUGCAACACUCAAUCUUUGUUUUCUUUAAUAAAAAUAAAAAUAUUUUCAGCUGUC